Osmia lignaria (orchard mason bee) is the source of this 11714-nucleotide messenger RNA. It is a transcript of the gene Vps13B, whose product is annotated as vacuolar protein sorting 13B. The record is from RefSeq and is a predicted model, not a curated record. NCBI's taxonomy places the organism in Eukaryota, Metazoa, Arthropoda, Insecta, Hymenoptera, Megachilidae.
GCGUAUUACAGCUACAAUGCACAUGCAGUCAUGCAGUUGCAGUGCAUGUCAAAUUUUAAAGGUUAAGACUGACAGCAUAAAUAAAGCAAAUAUUAUAUCUAUGCAACAUAAAAUCAUAACUGAGUACUUUCAAUUAUAAACCAUUAAAAGUGGUAUUAAUCUUUUCUCUUUUGGUUCAAUGUUUCAGUACAAAAAAGGGAGAUAUGUAUUUUUGAAACAUAUUUUUGUAUUUGAAUUUGAUGCAUGAUCCACUGCCAGCUUAAGAUAAUCUUAUACUUUUUUAAGUACUACAUAGUCUGAUUCCAUCUAUUUUUAUUAGUACAUUUAUCAUUCUUGUAACUAGUACCUAUAUAGAGUACUUAUUGAACAAAACUUUUUUUGCUAACAUAAAUUUAUUAAACACAUAAGAGUAUGUGGAAUGCAUUGAAUUAUCAAUCACAAUGUUCAAACUGGAAUCAUAUAUAACACCAGUGAUUCUUAGUUAUGUUGAAAAAUAUGUGAAGAAUUUUAAACCAGAACAAUCUCAGGUUUCUUUAUGGGGUGGUGAUGCAUCAUUUCAAAAUCUUGAUUUGCGGCUAGAAGUUUUGGAAGAACAACUUAAUCUUCCUUUUGUUUUUGUGAGUGGUCACAUACAUGAACUACUUAUUCAUGUUCCUUGGGUAAAAAUUACUUCAGAACCAAUUGUCAUUACAAUUAACACAAUAGAAUGCAUUUUAAAAUUAAAAGAUGAUACUAAAGUGGAAACUAAUCCUUCUGCAAUGCAGAAAAGACCGGAAUUACCACAGGAAGAAACACCACCUGGGUAUAUAAAAAGUAUAGUAACAAAGGUUGUAAAUAACAUAACAAUCAAUUGUAAUAAUUUAAUUCUAAAAUAUGUGGAAGAAGAUAUUGUUCUUAGUGUCAAUGUCAGAUUUUUAAGUAUGCAAACUGUUAAUAAUAAAUGGGAACCAACAUUUACUGAUGUCAAUGGAUAUGAAGUUAUGCUUAGGAAAGUUGUUACUAUUCAAGACCUAACAUUAUGUUUAGAUAAAAUGGAUGCUUCUGGAAAAAUAGAAAUAUAUCAGGAUCCUGUUCUGUAUCGAUGUUCCGUCGUAAUACGCUUGAUUGUAAAUUAUCACAGUAAUACUGCAAAAAAAGCUUCUAUUACGCGUUUAGACCUGCAUUGUCAAAAGAUGGAAUUUAGUAUAACAGAACAACAAGUACCAAUGUUGCUUAGAUUAGCUGCAUUGAUAAUGGCCUUGCAGACAAAACAAUUUCCAUCUAAUAAAGAAAAAUCUUUAAUUUCUAUGGAGGAAAGGGAGGAUAGCACACAAGACGAUAUAGAUCACGUAAGCGGAGUUGCUACAGAAACCUCAGGCUGGGGUGGAUGGGCUUGGAACGUGGUAUCAUCUUUAUUACCUAUUGAUUGGGAUAAUGAUUGGUCUACAGAACAGCAAAUGGCUUAUUCAGGUCAUACUAUUCAUUUAGGCAUCUAUGUGCAAGAUACCACUUUAACUUUUAAGACAGUUGAAAAUGUUAAGGAGCAAUUAUUUUAUAAAUCUCGUAAACUUCGAUACAAAUCAUUUUUAACAUUGCGAUUGAAUGGAGUAGUGGUAGAUACUUUACUCCAGGGUAUUGCAAUGACUAGUUUCCAAGUUGGAAUGGGAUGUAUACGUAUAUAUCCGAGAGGAACUUGUAGCUGCGGACAUCUUGAAGUAGUAGAUGGGGCUCAGCCACCCUUAUAUUUCAUAGCUGGCAAGUUAAAUACUGAUUAUUUGAAAGAUUCUUUAUUUGACAAUGAUUCAGUGGAGAACAAAGGAAAAAAGAGAGAAUACAAACAAGGAAUAUAUUACUAUUUAUGUGCAGUUUCAGAAGAGCGAUUAAUAGAACGAUGCCCUGCAUUUGCUAUGGAUUAUGUUCAUUGUCUGGAAUUACCAGAUGAUAUCACACCUGAGAAAUUGGCAGAAUUCGGGUCUAAUUUUGAAUAUAGCAAUUUUCACGAACGCAGAGUAAUGAGGUACAUCAUAGGCGAUUUAACUGUUAGGCUGUGUUCAGGUAUUUUUCAUCGUAUUGAAACGAUAAAGCAAGCUGCCGCGAACUACGAUUACAAUCCAUAUAUCGUUACAAAACCAGAUCCGCUUGCGGAUGAACUUCCUCCUGUUACAUUGGAAGAAUAUGAAGCAUUACGAGAAAAUGUGUCUAUGGCCGAGACAAAAUUAAUAGUAAUAAAAGCAUCUCUUCAAUUGCAAUUAGCCGAUCAUUCUGUUACUGGAUUACCACGCCACCGAAAGAUCGUUGAAAGUAGAACGGCACCUCUAACACCUGCUCUUACAGACGAUCCUUUUCUAAGUAUUGAAUGUGAUGAAGCAAUUAUAUCAGUACUUCAACCUUUAUAUCCGUUUCGACUUGCAGCUUGUGCAUCGAAACAAACUGAACUUUCAACAGAAAUGUUUAGUCAGUGCCAUAAGAUUGUUUCAGUGCAGGUGAACGGAGCAAAGAGUCAACUUUACUUAACAAAAAGUUGCCAUACAUCUAUAGUAAUGCCUUAUUCAGUUGAAUGCAAAAUAAAGAAAUUAUUGUAUCCACAAUAUUGGAGGGAUAUUGAUUUAAUACAUGAAACAUACACAGUACAUAUGGACAGUAUUACGAUUACCGGGACAAAAGCAAAAUUAAUGAUUGCUGUAUCUAUAUUGACUUCAAUUUUCGAUCCCAAUGAUACAACAAAUCCUUUAGUGUGUUCUUCUUUAUUUAGCGAUGCUUGUCAAGAAACGGAUCCUGUAUACCUGGAAUUAUUAUUUGAAAAUGUGAACUGUAAAAAGUUGUCAUCUUUAGUUACAGUUUCAUAUGAAAUAAGUAUGAGUUCAGUGAAAAUGUUUGCUCUUAAUGAGUCACAACAGGCCUUUGUAUUUUCAGGCCCAGAAAGUAACAUUGAUGGAGAUGUAGAAAAUAAAUCCCUCCUAACAGCCGUAAUACAGUUCCCAAAAGAUAUUGAAAAACAAACGCAUCCACCUCUGAUUUCGCUUCAAAUGGCAGAUAUCAGAGCUUCACUCGAUCCGCUACUUUUUAAGUGGUUGGAAUAUCGUGUUACUUAUUAUAAUGUAGGUACCUUAUGUACGAUGCGACCUGAAAUGCAGCAACAUCUCGAAGGUGCAUCUUCCGAUACUGGUACCAAGAAGAAGACAUUUCCUAGUUUACAUGAAAGCGUACAUAGUUCUUCAGAUAAAGAAAAACGAAAAUCAAUUAUAACAACAGAAAAGUCAAAAACUGUGCAAAACGAUGAAACUCAAAAGAAAUAUGAUUCUAAAACCACAGGUGAAAGACAGAACUUACAGAAUUUGGGAAUAUUGGCCAGAUUGUCAGAAUGGUAUCCAUGGUGGGGUGGACUUGUGUUAAGUGGAUGUGUUGGACAUAUUGUUAUUUACAUACCAUCAAUGACAAUGAGUGGUAUAGGGGCAUAUGGUAUAGAAGAAGCCAAAGAUGGAGCUCUGAAAAACAAUAAAAAUUUACAAAUACUAAUAAUAAAAUUACCCGCCUUAGUUAUUCAUUCAUCUAAUGUAAAUUUCGAAUUGCUGACACCUUAUCUUCAAGAAUUACCAGUUGUACUACCAAAAUCAAUGUGGACAAAUAAGUCGCAAAGUUUUCCAUGGACGUUGAGCCUUGUCGAUUUCCAUUGCUACAUGUUACAAGAGCAUACACAAAAAAAUUUUAUUAAAAAAAUGUCAUUAAAUGCUACAGUUGCUCUUACAACUAAAGUCACAACCUUUAAAUCAGAAAGUACAUUGUCCGCUUUAGGUGUUUGCGUUCACAUCGAUAAUUCUCCUAUUAUCGUUUCAAUUUCUGAGGAACAGGUAGUUUUCGUGAAUAAAAUAAUCUCAAGUAUUGCAAGCAUAGUACGAGUUACAACCAGCGCAAAUAAAAGUGUGAUAACUAGUACUCAAAUGAAUACUGAAGCACAAGUUGUUCUUCCAAUCAUACCACAAACUCCAUCUACACCAACACAGUUACUGUAUCCAGAAGAUACAACUACAAACUCAACUGUUUCAACUUCAAAAGAUGAUACUACACAAGAUACGGAUGAAUUAGUUUUGACAGCAUGGAUUCAAUGGACUAUAACAAAAAUCGCCAUAAAAUUAUAUGUUACGGAAAAAGAAAGUUUAUCUUCAUUAAAAUUAGUACUUGAAUUGGAAGAUAUUAUUACUUCUUUAGACUUACAGCCUGUAUAUUUUAAAUUAAAAAGCAAAAUUACGACAGUCACUAUAUUUCAUUAUACAAGAGCACCAAAUUCUGUGACUUGGGAUAUCGGGGAAUACGUUGGUGCAGUGCUUUGUGGAAGAGAAGAUAGUUUAGAAAAAGGUGAUGAUUCCGGAUUUAUAAGUUUUACCUUGACUAGAGCAAAAUCAGGAAACGUUCAUACACGAUGGGGUACUUAUAAAAAACACAAAACUCAAAAGAAAGAUGUAAUGACUGAAAGUGUCUUAUCUACUAAUAGUUAUAUUUCUGAAGUGGUUAUAAAAGUACAAAUGAUGGAUCUAAUUUUACCGCUCACGAUAGUUAGCAAAUAUAUGCAAUUAAUAAAACCUUUCACGUGUUUCUAUCAAUCCGCUGAGAAAGGUACAAUUGAAAAUUCUGAACAAAAUGUAGCACCACAUUUGACUAGUAUUACCAAUCUUGAUAUUGAAACAUUACCACUAAUAUACCUGGAUUUCAAAGGACUUAGAUUAAUGUUACCAGUAUCAAACACAGUGAAGUUUAAACCCCAACACGAUUUAUUAAUGUUUCAGCUAGAUGCAGUUCGCAUUACUCCGCAUGCUGAAAAUCCGAUUUGUAGAACACCUUUAAGAUUAGACAUAUAUCAACUUGCAGCUCAAGCAAAUAUCUUGAGCAUACCCGGUUCUGCUGUAGAAGAUCGACAAUAUCAAAUAAAUAUAAAAGGAAUAUGUGCUCAUACAACUACUUGGAAAAAUUAUCAAAUGAGUAUAAAUAAGAAAAUAUCUCAGUCAUAUCUUUAUACCAUGAAUGAAAAUCCUGCAUUAGAAUGGAAUAAACUCGGACAUGGUAGUAGUUUAGAACGACAAUUUUCCACGCUUCCACUAUUAUCAAAGUUUGAUUUGUGCUUGAUCAUUGCCCCGCCUGUACUGUUCAAACCGGACAUAACAGUAUGCGGAAGUGCCAUUGAAGUAAAUUGUAUUACGGAUAUAGAGGUGACAUUAAAUUUAGACCAAAUUCACUUAAUAACUGUUCUAAAUAAUGAAUUGAAAAAUGUAUUACUGGGACGUUUUGAACAAAAUGAGAAUGUAGCUACGUGUGGUAAUACAUCUCAGAAACUGUUUGCGAGUAUGGGGGGUAUAAAACAAAUAACUUGGACGAAACAAAGUUCUAACGAUACAGACGUUGAUUUUACUAAAGACAGUGGUAUAGAUUUCGAAACGUCUAGUGUGAAUUCAACUAUUGUUGGUAAACCAUCAUCUUCAGAUACUUCAGUUCUUUUACCAUUUGAGUUUUUAGUAAACUGUGGAAAAAUAACAUUCAUACUUUAUGAUAUUCAAGAAACAGUCACAGAAUAUCAAGUCGAUAUAAAUGAAGUUGAAGAAGAGGAGGGUGAGACUCAGAAGCAACCACUACUGUAUGUAAUGGUUAAUCAACCAAAUAUUUACUUCUCUCAACACCACCCAUUACAAAAGAUACAAGUAUCGUGUUUUGAUAUAACCGUCGCACUUGGAGAAAAGGAACGCAGAGAAUUAAUUUCAAUACCAACAGAAAAAGAUUUCAAAGUCUUCAUGAUCGAAACGAAAAACGGUGAUUUGCAUCCAGACACAGGCAUCCCUCCAUCAUUUAUAACAGUAAAAUAUGAAAAAACAUUAGGAAAAAAUCCGCAAUUCUCUGUAGACAUGGGUAGACCUACGAAAAUUCAUUUCUCUUUAUCAAGACUAAGUCAGAUGUAUAUUAUUAAAAAUAAGAUAUUAACAUGCUUCGUGGAUCAACAUGAUUCAACGUCUGUUGAACAACUUGAUGAUACGAAGGUACAUUCAGUAACGAAAUCGAAAAAAUUGUACUGGCCUGAUUUAAAUAUAUCUACAAAGCAACUUGUGCUUUCUCUGAAGACUGAUUCUGGUGCUGAAAUAAUAACUAGUUUAUCUUCGUUGUCUGGCAAUAUUUCAUCUCUUCUUAGGCCUGAUAGAAUAUAUUCUAACACAUCUGUAGAUUCUUUCAUCAUAUCAGUAAUUCUUAAUGAAAAUAUAAAAGUUCUUUUAAAUCCAUGGUGCUGCAAUAUUACCAUUUGUUUGCUUUGGGAGACUUGGCAAAAUAUCGAUUCUAUUCCUCAAGUACAGAUACAAGCAGAUAGCGAUAGUCUUUAUCUAGAUUUUGGUCCAGAACAAAUAAAAAUUAUAAAAAAUGUUAUGGAAGACUGUCAAUUAUUAUUAAGCGAGUUAACAACGUCUUCAUCGAAAUGCAAAGAUAAUGAAAAACAAAUUGUACUUUCAACUGAGCAACAUUAUCAGGACGAUCUUAAAGCCGGCGCAUUUCAAUUUGUUAAUGGUAAUGCAGACGAACUUCCUUUUCCUUAUCAAGUCAUAUUUUUUACUUAUCCUCAACAAUCAAUGGCCUGGAGAUAUCCACAACCGAGGACAUUAACAAGGAUACACGUGUCACCAGUUCCGUUUGAAACAUUGGAUUCAGAUACUUUUAAUGUGGAGAAAGUGCUUUGUACCCUUGAAUACUGGAGCGAUUGCCAUAUGUCUUAUCAACGUUACGCUGACUUCUAUUUAUCAGAAACAGAUUCUUACCGUCUAGAACUUCCUGAAAAAGCUCCAGCACGAGCAGUGGCUUGCAUAUGGCGCGUGGUUCUGCUUUCAAACAGUAAUCGACCAAAAGCAAUAAUUUCAGCUCGUGUUCUUGCAGCAUGUCUACGUAUUGAUUCGUAUUUUAAUUCUUCAAUUAUACCUAACAUACAAGCUGCGCUUAAUAUCGGUGCUAUUCAUGUAUGCAUGUACAAUCACAUUAGCACUACUAUGAGCGAGCUACAACCACCUUUAAAUAAUUACACGUUGAAAGGUACAAUACCUGAAACUCAAUGUUUCAUGACCCUGGAGCAUAAAGGGGCUAUCCUUGUACUUAACCGAUGGAUAGACGGUUCUACGUUGAUCGAUAUAGGUGGUACAUUUGGGAUACACAUACUGGAUUAUAGUUACUUAACUAUGCAAGAAAUACUAGAUCCUUUGGAAGCAAGAUUACAACUUUCGCUAUCAGAUAAAACUGAUAUAUCUUUAACGUGCAGCCCUUUUUCCUUAAAACUAAGCCCAACUGUAGCUCAUACACUUGCAGUUUCAACCCAUUUAUGGUUUGCAUCUCUGGAAGAAGAAAACAAAAAUAUGAUUUUAUUCACACGUUACGUAAUAGCUAAUAAUAGCAAUGUGCCUAUCCUCUUUGGUCAGAGUGGUACAGGAGAAAAUAUAUUAUUGGAAAGUAGACAAUGUAAUUUCUAUUCGUGGCGACAUAUCAGCAAUAAAAUGUUGCGGAUAGCGAUAAAAGAAAACAGUUGGUUAUGGAGCAAACCAUUUUCUGUGGGAACUGAUGGGAUUCAAGCAAUAGAAUUUAGCAAUUCCACGAUGAAAACGGCAGUAUUUGUAAGCGUUGCAUCGAUUUCUGCCAUGCAGAAACUUGUCACAUUCUGUGGACAGCUCGUAAUUUCCAACCAGUUGAUUGACAAUUUUGAAAUGAAAUUAGUCAGGUACGAAGCUGACAUUGGGUCAAAAGUAACCGUGUUGAAAGAUGUGUAUCCUAUCUCUGGUAAAAGUCGACCACCCUCGGUUAUACUUGAUGGCAAUAAGAAAAUGGCAAUACGUUUGCGGUUUACAAACGCACCGAAUCUAUCAUGGACAGGGGACAUUCCUCUACAACCUAACGUUAAAUGGGGACAACCGUGGCUUGUUAAAGUUCCUUUGCAAGAACGUGGACAAUUUUUGAGCAUUUGGGUACGGAUAGUGACGCAAACAAUUCAGGAGAGAACAAAAGUACUAGCUGUGCUUAGUCCACUUUACAUGAUCCGAUCGCAUCUACCGGUACCAGUUAGAGUACAGAUGGAUACACCUUCGUUAAAGACAUCUUUAAGCACGAUGGUAAAUGGUCGAGGUGAACGACAACAAUUGUACUGUCCUGGAACAUUUGAACAUUUCCAUCAGUUAACAUUUCAAUUGGAAUCUGGAGUUUCAACUUCUAAUCCAUACGUGCCAUUGUCGUACAGUUCUGUUGAUCAAAGAAAGUUUUUCAGAAGGCCUGAAACCGAGGACAUCGAUGAAAUUCUAAAGAAUCUUGAAAAUCAAACGGACGAAACAGAAUGGCCUUUCCAGGAAGACGAGAUGGAGGAAUGGAUAUCUGCUGAACAACCGCAAACGCAUGUGCAAGUGAAAUACCAGGAUGCUGGUUUGGUCUCCAGUACAUUGCUACUAGAACUGCAACCAUGGUGUUUCAUAUUAAAUUCAAUGGGAUGUUAUCUCUCUCUCGUAUCCGAAGAUAUCGAACUCUGUCAGAUUCCUCAUUACGGUAUCAUAACACCACCGAAAUUAGAAGGCACAUUUCAUUUAUGCGUUGGCAUUGGUGAUACUUUUUAUACAUCCCAGGCUCUACAAUUGGCUCGACCCGAUUGGAGUCAAAGCUUUUACAUGCCAAGAAUAGGGGGACUCAUACCUGUCGAUGGAAAUGUUAAAACAUGCGUCGAUUGUGGUUCAAGUGUCUCUAUUAUGAGCAUCAAUUCCAGCAUGUACGAAGACAUGCGUCUGGUACGCGUAACAAGUAGUCAUGUUAUUAACAACUUAACGCCUCAAGAAUUAUGCGUCGCCACAUUAGCGGUUUACGAUGAUGCAACUGCACUUGAAUUGCCAAACGAUCUUACCCCUUUCAGCUUUAACAUUUCACCAAGUGAAGAUCAGAAACAAGGCAUUCCGAUCACACAGUGGUACACAUUAUACAUGGAGGAGAUCAUAGAACCUCUCGCACUUUAUAUAUCUCUAAGUUUAGGACACAAAUGGUCAUGUCCAGUUCGAGUAGAUCAAGGUAUGAGUCGCAAGUGCAUUGCUGUUCCAAAUGGCUCUACUACUAUGCCAGUAGUUAUCACUAUACAAGAGGAUAAAGGUACAACUUACAUAAUGAUAUACGUGGAUCACCAUCCUCAGUUACUAAUUGAAAACACGUGCGCUUUCAAAAUUUUACUGGCUCAAGCUAAUGAAACAGCAGGAGGAAUAAUACCAGACACUUCUCAUUUUGCUUGGAUCUGUGAGAUUGAAAGUAACGCAUCCUGUCAUUAUACCAUUCCAUCUGUUAGCAAUAGACUACCUGAUGCACCUGUUGCCAACACGUCAAAUGUAUUAUUAUUUUCUGCUGUAACGAGCGGCUAUAACGAGCAAGUAAAUAAGAGCAAAGAAUUACGAUGGUCAAGAGGUAUAAAUUUGUCCGCAAUAUCAAGUGUACCAAUGGAUCAAUAUGUGCGACUUCCAUCGUAUGGAGAUGUAAAGUUGAUCAUGCAAAAUCAUUGUUACACUACGUUCAUUAAUAUUCUUCCUAUAUCUCAAGUGGAGGUAUCUGCACGAGAUAUUAGAAGUCGACUUUUACGUAAAGAGAACGAUACGAAAGAAGUUGAAACGUUACAUAGCUCAUUUUCGUCUGAACAAGAAGACGACAAAACGAUAAAUGUACAGAGCUCCGGUAGUUCAACCUCUGUUACAACUUUCUUUUCGGCUCAAGAUGAUACUUUAGCCCCGGAAAUGAAAACUUUGCAAAUAAAUUCACGUCUGAUGAAAAAUGUAGAAAAUGUGAAGGGUAACGAAAACGAUGAUGCAAAAACCAUUGAAGAGAGUAAUUCCAACGAAGGCUCUGCCUCUAUUUGUCUUCGUGGUGUUACUAUUGUUAUCAUGCACGACAUGAAUGAAAAUGCUCAAAGAAUCGAAGUAGCCAGCUUGUCAAUGACCGAUGUCGUAGUCAUUGUUGCUGCAAAAUCUAGAAUUAUAAAUUUACGUGCUUUCAUUGGUGAUCUGCAAUUGGAUAAUCAACUGUUUGAUCAAGGAGGAUUUGAUUUUCCGGUAGUACUAAUUAGUCAAAGUCCGCUUGUAGUAAGAGAAACGAGAUUUUAUACAAGCACGUGUCUGAUGAAUAAAGUUGAACAAAUCAGGGAAAACUCACUAAUCGCGAUUGAUUAUAUUUUAGAAAAUCAGGGACAGUUAAGAGUGUCCAAAGAUCUUUUCAUAAAAAUUGCACCAAUUAGUGCUUAUAUUGAAGAUACAUACAUAACUCAGUUGUUAAAUUAUGCAACUUCAAUGGUACCACCACGAUUUCUAGUAUCAGAUGAUAUAAAAAAGACAAGGACGUUAGUGUCAACUAUUGGAGUGUACAUUCCUGACUAUAUAAUGGUCGAUGCAAAAAUAUUGAGUACUCCAUUAAAACUGCAAAAUUUAAAGAUUGAACCUGUAUCCAUCUUAUUGAGCGUCCACACGUCUGUUCGUUUAUACGUAGCUUUAGACCAUUCUCCUCUGUAUUUUGGUACAUUUGAGAAGAAGAAUAUUUUGACUACUCCUUAUAGGCUUGGUAAUGCACUUACCAUGCAUUAUUUAUCUGGUGCUAUAUUCGGAGCAGGUUGGGUAGUUGGAUCUUUAGAAAUACUAGGUUCACCAGGAAGUUUAGCACAAGCUCUUGGAUCGGGACUUCGCGAUUUUGUUUCUCUUCCAUUCCAAGGUUUAUUGCAAGGGCCAUGGGGUUUCAUUGUUGGUAUAACACAUGGCUCGGCCAGUUUAAUGAGACACGUUACAGCAGGUACUCUAAAUUCGGUGACUAAAUUAGCAUCAAGUGUAGCGCGAAAUUUAGAUCGCUUAACUUUGGACGAAGAACAUUUGCAACGACAAGAAGAGUCUCGUAGAAUGCGUCCUCAGGGCAUGGCACAAGGAUUCUAUCAGGGUUUAACUGGGCUGGGAAUGAGUCUUCUUGCUGCAGUGGCAGGUUUAGCACACCAUCCUUUGCAACAGGUUUUAUCAGGAGAGAUAACAACUAAAAGUCUUGUCACUGGUGUUGGACUUGGAUUAGUUGGAGUAGUUACCAAACCUUUAAGCGGUGCUGCAGAGUUAGUUGCGCUGACAGGACAGGGAUUACUACAAGGAGCUGGCUGGAAUUCUUUACCUUCGCCUCGUCAAAGACCAGUUGUUCAGUAUACAACCGGCAAUAAUAACACAUCUAUUAAAUAUGCUUGGUGGUUAUUACCAUUGCUUGAAAACAAUCAUGGCAAUAUUUUACAUGUCACCAAUGCAGAUUAUGUGAUUCAGCAAGGUAGCAAUCGUGCUGUAACAUUGGUUUUAACAAGACAUGCGUUACUACUAGUUAACACAGCGGAAGACAACAUAGAACGAAUAUAUUUAUUAAAAGAUUUAAUAAGUGCCGAUCACCAUUUGGAGUCAACAAUAUGUUUAUACUGUUCUCCUGAGACAGUACAGACAAACAGGUCUUUAUCACCGGCUCCAUAUGAGAUGGAUCAAGAAAUGCGAGCACGAGUAGCGGAGUACGUUCGAAGUAGCAGCACUGGCCUAGCUAGUGUUUCUACAAAUAGUGAUGGACAGUCUGAUAUUUUUGAAAAUACCACUCCUCAUUCUGAUCGUACGCUUACAUUUUACGUUUCUCCCGACUCGCGUAACUAUUUAUUAUCAUUAUUUAAUAUUGCCAAAAGACAAAGUCAGGGUAGUGGAUUUAGAGUGUUAUAA